Molecule: messenger RNA, 6615 nt
Organism: Ailuropoda melanoleuca (giant panda)
Lineage: Eukaryota; Metazoa; Chordata; Mammalia; Carnivora; Ursidae
Gene: ABLIM1
Product: actin binding LIM protein 1
Exons: 19
Coding region: 313-1713 (466 amino acids)
Biological process (GO): cytoskeleton organization; cilium assembly; lamellipodium assembly
Cellular component (GO): stress fiber; actin cytoskeleton
Molecular function (GO): actin filament binding
Source: RefSeq, a predicted model, not a curated record
GCAGCGAGGGGAGGGAGGCGUGAGAACGCCUGCCCCGUUCUGUUUUCCGGUGUGUGUGCCGCUGAGCAGUGCACACUGCGUUUGCCUCGCUUCGGAGAGAAGCCCGCGCCCGUGACCCGGGAGGGCAGGGAGCCCCCAUCGCGGGGCCGGGGUCUGGCGUGCACCAGCCUCUUCGCCACGCUGCGAGUUGCAAGCCCAGAGGCAUUCCCAGCUCAGCACCGCGGAGGAGCGGGAGCCGAAGCGGAGCCCUGGCAGACGGCGGGUGACAAACAUUACCACCCCAGCUGUGCACGAUGCAGCAGAUGCAACCAGAUGUUCACAGAAGGAGAGGAAAUGUAUCUUCAAGGUUCCACCGUUUGGCAUCCCGACUGUAAGCAAUCUACCAAGACCGAGGAAAAGCUGCGGCCAACCAGGUCUUCCUCUGAAAGCAUCUAUUCGAGACCAGGCUCCAGCAUCCCGGGUUCCCCAGGUCAUACUAUCUAUGCAAAAGUGGACAAUGAAAUCCUGGAUUAUAAGGAUUUAGCAGCUAUUCCCAAGGUCAAGGCAAUUUAUGAUAUUGAACGUCCAGAUCUUAUUACCUAUGAGCCUUUCUACAGUUCGGGCUAUGAUGACAAACAGGAGAGGCAGAGCCUGGGAGAGUCUCCAAGGACUUUGUCUCCUACUCCAUCAGCAGAAGGCUACCAGGACUCUCGGGACCGGGUGAUCCACCGGUCCACCAGCCAGGGCUCCAUCAACUCCCCCGUCUACAGCCGCCACAGCUACACUCCAACCACAUCGCGCUCUCCCCAGCAUUUUCACAGACCUGGCAAUGAGCCGUCCAGCGGCCGGAACUCCCCUCUCCCUUACCGGCCAGACAGUCGUCCUCUCACUCCAACCUAUGCUCAGGCCCCUAAACAUUUCCAUGUUCCAGAUCAAGGGAUCAACAUUUACCGAAAACCACCAAUCUACAAACAGCAUGUUCUAAUGCAUGCAGCUGCCUUGGCAGCCCAGAGCAAGUCUUCAGAAGAUAUCAUCAAGUUUUCCAAGUUCCCAGCAGCCCAGGCUCCAGACCCCAGCGAGAUACCAAAGAUUGAGACGGACCACUGGCCCGGUCCCCCCUCAUUUGCUGGCAUAGGAGCCGACAUGAGACGCAGAUCUAGCGGCAGAGAGGAAGACGAGGAGGAGCUUCUGAGGCGCCGGCAGCUGCAAGAAGAGCAAUUAAUGAAGCUCAACUCAGGCCUGGGGCAGUUGAUACUGAAAGAGGAGAUGGAGAAGGAGAGCCGAGAGAGGUCCCUGACAGCCAGUCGCUAUGAUUCUCCCAUCAACUCAGCUUCACAUGUUCUGUCAUCUAAAACCUCAUCGCUCCCAGGCUAUGGAAAAAAUGGGCUUCACCGGCCUGUUUCCACAGACUUUGCUCAGUACAACAGCUAUGGGGACGUCAGCGGGGGAGUGCGAGACUACCAGACUCUCCCAGAUGGCCACAUGUCUGGUACGAGAAUGGAUCGAGGGGUAUCAAUGCCCAACAUGUUGGAACCAAAGAUAUUUCCGUAUGAAAUGCUGAUGGUGACCAACAGAGGGCGCAACAAAAUCCUGAGAGAAGUGGACAGAACCAGGCUGGAGCGCCACUUAGCCCCAGAAGUGUUUCGGGAAAUCUUUGGAAUGUCCAUACAGGAAUUUGACAAGUUACCUCUUUGGAGACGCAACGACAUGAAGAAGAAAGCAAAACUCUUCUGAGCUCCCCUGCGUAGACAGCAGUUAGGAAAAGGACUGACAUGGCGGUGACAUGUAGGAUGUUGUGUUGAGGCCCAAACUUGAUUGGAGAAUUUGCAAACUACUGUCCCUCCACAACAGCAAAACAGGGAGCCUGAUUAAAACACCCAUGAGCCAAGUACUGGGCCCACCACCGGCAACACUUGCCAAGAAGUAACGGGGUCGAAAUUUCCGUGUUCCGCACACUCGACAGUAGUGUUCACCUGUGACCUUUUGGAAUCAGCUUAUGUACACGACAAGAGUUACUCCUUUCAUUUCCUUUCACUGUUGUCUCGCAGGAGUGCUGACUGUAUGGGUCAGAGCCAGCAAGUGCCCUUAGGGUCCCACGUGGAAAAAAGCAGUUGUAAUCUUUCCGAAGUAGGAAUAUAUUUAUUAUGUAGCACCGUGGCAAAGAAGAAAGAGCCUAAGGGACGUAUCCAUGUGGUCGCACCACUUUGCACACCCCUGUCCUCACUGGCCUCAUGAGGCCCAGCCUGGGCCCCAGCAGGAUGGAAAUCAGAGUUGGGGAACUGGGCAGCUCUGUGGGAGUGGGCUGAAGGGCAGCCAAGGUCAUUUUUAACAAGCUCCUUUUUCUCUACUCUUUGCUAGGACCUGGUUGGCAAAUUACUUAGCUAUUACUAAAAAAAGAGAGAGCGAGAGAAAGGAGAGGGAAAAGGAAUGAAAGGAAUAUCUCCCUUAAUUCUUUUUCUGCUUCACCUGGUGCACUUCUUUCUGCCUCCUCACCAAGGACGGGAGCUGUCACAGGCCCCCAUGGAAAGGAAAGGAAAGGGAGAAAUGAUUUCCCGUUGUGUGCUGUUACAUGAUUUUUGCCCCAGGGCCACAGCACUCUUGGCAAAAAAAAGAAAGAAAGAGAGAAAGAGAAAGAAAGAAAAAAAGAAAGAAAGAAAAUUCUGUGUCCCGCCAAUGCAAGUUCUUCCACCCUGCAUCCUCUGCUCCUCACCCACCGUCCUCUGAAUCUGAUCAAGCCCACAUGGAUUUUGGAUUUUUUGGAGGUCUUUUCAGUAGUAGGCUAAGGAAAGGCAUGCUUUUCGCUUGGAAAUCUCUGCAACUCCAGGGUAUAUUGCCUCAGAUUGAUUUAAUUUGGCCUUUUCAGCUUUCCUUCUUGCCCAACUCUAUUGACUUCAUGGUGUGUGUGUGUGCGCGCGUGCACAUAGUGUGUAAGUGACCGCACCCAGGGUGGUGUGGGGAGUCUGCACGUUCUUGUACAUUUCAUCUCUGCUUGAAUGUUUGUGCUGCUGUGCUGCAGCUUCUGAGGACCGUUUGCACACGUGUACAUGACUCAGAGGUCAGGACUGAGGCUAAACUGCACCCGACAGGGCAUCCUUCGUGGAAGGGUGUCAGUGUUAGAAGCCAGCGUGCCCCGCGAUCCAUGUAGCUUGAGUCAGCAGCACGGUGAAGACCCCAGACCUCAGAUGAGGCUGUACGUGGAUAUUGGAGCAUUACACCUGAGUCCACAAAUUCAGCAACCCAAGAUUCAAAGGGGAGCCUAGGAUUUCACCAAAACCCCUUCACGAUUCCUGGACGCCUCUGGCCGUGACUCAAGUGAGCGGUGAGGCGGACAAGGGAGGGUAUCUCCAUCCAGCUCCACACAUGGGUGGUUUUCACCUUUAUUCUCGCGCUUUGGGGGCUCUGCCUAGGAAUUUAAACUCUGCUUUAAAGCCAAAGGAGAAAUCGUUCGAAUUCUCUUCCUAUGCCACUACUAAUAAAAGCUCAGAAAUUCUUCCUGCUGCCACCAAGUAUUCGAAUAGUUAGUAGCUGAUCUCCCUGUUAAAAAGCCAAGUAAAAAUAGUUUCAGAAACUGUGCUGCAGACCUCUAACUUGGGACCCACUCGGUCACCUGGGUGCUGUGACGAGCUCUCUGAUGGCUUUACAGCCUCUCCUUUGCUCGUCCCGAAGGGAUCGAAAGCUGCCUGUCCUUUCGGUGCUGCACACUGAAUGUUUGAGGACUGUUCUCACAAAUACGAGUGUGUGUGUGUGUGUAUGUGUGUGUUGGACCUACUAACAUAUUUUGCAAGUGAUUCUGAUGGAGCAGACGUGAGACGACCAGCUCCUCCUUUGGCUGAAGCCCCAGAUUGCAACUUUGCAGUUCGGUGCCUUCAGUGGCCUCGUGCUUUAAUUCAAUAUUUCUGCUGUCCCAUCUUCACUUUGACCUCUUCAGCAGUGGCAGCCUCAGUACAAUGCCUGCGUAUCCAGUCCUUGCUUUGCUCUGGCAAAGUGUGAGGAGUGUGGAUCGUGGUGCAUUCCCAGUAAUCAAGAAUGAAGAUGGCCAGAUGGGUCCCAGUGCUAAGCUGGUGGAGAGAAUUUUUUCAUUACGGGGACCAUAAAGGACCCUCAACGUUGUCAUGAGUUAGACCCAUGCACAUGCCAAGCAAAUGUCAGUGUGAGACAAAUUGCAGUGAUAGUUAAAGAUCUGAACCCAAAACCUCUCCCACCCAUUGGGAAACUCUACUUUUCUUAUCUCUUUUGAAUUCAGUUCUGCAUCCAACUUGGGGGUAGGGGGUGGGGUGGGAAGCUUCUUUCCAUAGCAAGUGUAUUAGCUAAUUUAAACUAUACCGUGCAAAAAUGCAUUACCAGAAAAUGUCAGUAGCCUCCUGUCUACAAGCAGAGCGGUGCUAUGCUCUGGGGAGGGGCCGUGGGAAACCAUAAUGUGGACUGGUUUCCCCAACUCCACUCCCAGCAGAAGGCUCCAGCUGGAGGGAUGGGUCAUGGGGCCACCUGGUUCUCCUAACUGCCAAAUCUAAUAUAUGGGUUACAAUGGCCUCUCCUUUUUUUUUUGUUUGUUUGUUUUGUUUUGUUUUGUUUUAAACUGGGCUCAGCAUGGUUAUCCUCAAAAUGUCCAGGCCACUGUACAGGAGCUCAUGUUCUCUGCCUGAACCCCACUUUGCAUUGCACAUAAAAAUUCCAGUUGUUAACGCAGUCCAAGGAACAGGGAUUAUUCACUCCAGGGGAGGAUGUGCACACGUGGCAAACCUUCCUGGUACAUACCCAAAGGGCUACAUUUUUGAGCGUUGGGCUUAUUUGUGAUUCUUUAAGCCACAACGCCUGCGUGAAGCAAAAGAGGCCUCUGACAGCGUGAAAGUCAGUGCUUCCUUUAAAGUUUCUUCCAGAAGAGCCAGGAUACCAUAUUUCUUCUUCCUGUGUGAUUAAAGAUGAGACCUUAAGAGCACGUGGGAAUUUGUAUAGCCAGCUAUGCAUCUGUAUUUCGGUUUGAGUUAAUUAUGAGAUGUCCUUAAUGUGACUUCUUUGGUGACUAAAGAGAAACGGCCUGUUCUCUGAAACUUCCAACAGAAAAGCCAGGGUUAAUGGGUCACACGGUGCACACUCCCUCUGCCACUCAUCCUCUCAAUCUGGUGAUGGCCGUCAACUCUACUUAGAGAAGUCUUGCUGGAAAUGUUUAUAAAAGUUUCACCUAAUUUCUUUACACUUUCAAGCAAACACCUUUUUCUAAAGAAUUGCUUCUCAGAUGAUUAUAUAAAAUAUAUAUGCUUUUGCAAGUUAAAAAAAAAUGGAAUUAACCACUUUUGACUAGGUAGGUCUUUCUAAAAAUUAUUUCAAAAAGCUUGGUGUUAGCAUUCUGUGCGUUGAAGGGGCAGGCGAGCCCUCUGUCUGACUGUCAGGAAAGGUGGUGGAAGGACGUGAACUCCAUGUAAUCCCUCCCACCCCCAACGUCCUCCAAGGCAAGCUCAGUUUUUACAAAUCACGUCUUCUACGUGACUGGUCACUGUUUAACCUACCCUUCCUAGGCCAGCCUUGACCUGACUUGAUCUUUAAAAUUAUUUUCUUUUGACAAACCAAGUGUUUGUGAGUAAACCCUACAACUCACUUGUUAGUACUCCCUUUUGAAGAGUGUUCUAUUCAGAGAAGAGAUUAUUUCAGGCUUGAGAUUUUUUCUGUGACACCAGCUUAUUGUGAUAACGUACAUUAAGGAAACUAGCCAACUAUGCUAUAAUGAAAGAAAGAGAAACUUUUACUCUGGCUUUAAAAAAAAAAAAUCACUCUUUCCAUUUGCUGCCCUGGAAGCCAUGAGGAGAUGGUGAUUGAUAUGCUUUGCAUAUGGAUUUUUAUGUUUUCAUUUGGGUGAGUUUAAUUUAUGGCAAACUCAAAAGGAAAGGGGGAAGUGGUCAAUUUCAGCUGAAAGAAACUUUCUAAACAGUCUGUAAACACAGCAAAAUUAAACAAAUGAAACGUUUUCUGAUGGUUGGUGUAAUGGACUGGCAAUUGUUAUGAUUAAAUGAAAUUCAUCCCAAAAGUGUCUCUCUCAAGAGCGAAGAUCUCGCAAGUCACUUUCGGAACCCAUUCACCAAAGGUAGCGGGAUACAAUACCGUAUCCACUACGGUUCAGAAAGGUGGGGAGCCACUUUAUGAUUGUAUAUGCCUGUUUCCUGAUCCCAUGGAAGAGAAAACAAGUGUCCACAAUAUUGAUGUUCCUUUUGGGUUCUAUGUACAGACCCGUCCAGUAAUGUGUGUGGUGUCUGUGAGUUGCCGACAACCCUGCAUCAAAUCUCUUGGAGUCCUUUCAUUUUAAGUUCAGUUUAAUGGAAUUUUCUUGCAAGUGUCAGAAGACAUCCAGUUAGUUCUUCCUUCCCUCCCCUUUCAGAAUAUGAAAGUGAGUAUUUGGAAGAACCACUGUGUACAAGAUGUGUUGUGUCCCCCGUGAAAGUGAGUGGGUGUCCGUCCGUGCCCCGCAGACCGCGGGCUAGUGCAGAGGCAGGGGCGGCCCGCUGGCCCCGCAUUGCCGUGCUUGACAGUCCGACCUGCUCCACGCUCCUGUGCAAGCAGCGCUCGCCGCUCCCCGCCCUGUCCUCUCAUCACUGCUGUACACUCACCACUCAGUGAAUAAAGUGUGUGCUUUAUUCUAUUCACAAA